Acipenser ruthenus (sterlet) is the source of this 2332-nucleotide messenger RNA. RefSeq names its product short chain dehydrogenase/reductase family 39U, member 1 (gene sdr39u1). The coding region runs from base 146 to 1042 and encodes 298 amino acids. Lineage: Eukaryota; Metazoa; Chordata; Actinopteri; Acipenseriformes; Acipenseridae. The transcript is spliced from 6 exons. The record is from RefSeq and is a predicted model, not a curated record.
AGCCUAGCAGACAAACUUAAUCAUUAAAAACAGAACGAAAACACGGGAUGUGGUUCUGAGUUCUAAAAGGAGUAUUAUCGUGUUGGGAAAAGAUAGUCCAAACUUCCCUACUUUUCUCUGUAAUCAAUACCUGACAUUGACCAUCAUGAAAGUAGUAGUGGGUGGUGGAUCCGGUUUUGUCGGUAGAACAUUGACGCAGUUGCUAAGCAGCAGGGGUCACGAGGUCACAGUGAUCUCACGCCAGUCUGGGCCUGGGCGCAUUACAUGGGAUGAGUUGUCAUCAAAAGGCCUCCCACCAUGCGAUGGCGCUGUGAACCUGGCAGGGGAGAAUGUCCUGAACCCUUUGCGAUGGUGGAACGAAGAAUACAAAAAGGACCUGUUCUCAAGUAGAAUCGACACUACAAGGACAUUAGUUGAAGCGAUAGCCGCUGCUGAAAAGCCACCUCAAUCCUGGGUCCUUGUAACUGGAGUAGGUUAUUACAAGCCCAGUCAGACAGCUGAAUACACAGAGAUGAGCAAGGGAGGAGAUUUUGACUUGCUGUCCCGUCUGGUGACGGAGUGGGAAACUGCUGGCAGAUUACCAGGAGACAAGGCCACAGACACGCGGCAGGUCGUGGUGAGAGCUGGUGCGGUUCUUGGUAAAGACGGAGGUGCCAUUCAGCAAAUGAUCUGGCCCUUCUGGCUCGGACUUGGUGGUACCCUUGGUUCCGGCUGCCAGCCUUUCCCGUGGAUUCACGUGGCCGAUGUGGCCGGCAUCAUCACCCACGCUUUAGAGUCGGGCACUGGCGUGGUCAGCGGUGUAUUGAAUGGCGUGGCGCCAGCUGAUGAUACAAACGCCACCUUCACCAAGGCCCUGGGCUCAGCUCUUAGGCGCCCGACCCUGUUCCCGGUGCCAGCCUUCGUGGUCAAUACCCUCCUGGGCAGCGAGCGAGCGGUCAUCUUGCUCCAGGGACAGAGGGUCAUACCAAAACGGACACUGGAGUCAGGCUACGUGUUCAAAUAUCCAGAUCUGCAGUCCGCGUUGAAGAAUAUCGUGUCUUGAAAAUUAAAAACUGUACUUGAUAAAGCUUUCUGUAUCAUGAAAUUGAUCACUGGCUUAAACCCACUGUGAUUUAGCCUUGAACCUUUUUUCGGUCAUCAUUUUGCUGGGGCUUGCAAAAUAAAAAUUCAGUCGUUUGACCAGCUGUGAUUGAGUGGGACGCAGAUAUCCAAAGUCAUCCAUAGGAAAGCGUCAGGUAUGAUUGACACCUGUUUCAUUGGACUUCCCUUUGCAUUUGGUUAGCUGCUGGUCAAAUUUAAUAUAAUCACAUCAAAUAGCAACGCCCCUGCAACCCACUGCCUAGAUAAAACUAACCGGGGUUUGUGAAACCACACAUAUAUCUAGCUCUACAUUUUCAGAAUAUUCAAAGUGACUGUAGCAAUCAAAACCAUUUCUAAAUCUUACCUGCAUGUCCAUUAGCUAAAUUGGUCUCAGUUUAGCAAAUUGUAAUAAAGCCCAGUGAAAGCAUGAUAAAGCAUAGGGAAGCAUUGUAAAGCACAGAGAAGUCUGGUAAAGCAUAGGGAAGCAUUGUAAAGCACAGAGAGGUCUGGUAAAGCGUAGGGAAGCAUUGUAAAGCACAGAGAGGUAUGGUAAAGCAUAGGGAAGCAUUGUAAAGCGCAGAGAGGCAUGGUAAAGCACAGGGGAGCAUUGUAAAGCCCUGAAAGAACAUUCUGUUUUGAUUAUAAAAUAGGAAAACUAAGAUAAAAAAGCUCUUUUGUAAAAAUAAGUUUUCAAUCAAACAGUAAGAUUGUUUUUUGACAAUUGACAGCCCUACCCAAUCUAUAGACAGAGAGUAUAAGGGUUGCUAGAGUAUUUAUAUAUAUAUAUUUAAUAUGCUUUAUCAUAGCUCUUUGGGCUUUACAGUGUCUACCUAUGCUUUACCUCAUUGUGCGUGUACAUUUGGCUAAGCUAGGGGGAGACUUUCAUAAGGAUUAGUUUAAGAACAUAAGAACAUAAGAAAGUUUACAAACGAGAGGAGGCCAUUCGGCCCGUCUUGCUUGUUUGGUUGUUAGUAGCUUAUUGAUCCAGAAUCUCAUCAAGCAGCUUCUUGAAGGAUCCCAGGGUGUCAGCUUCAACAACAUUACUGGGGAAAUAAUGGUUUACCGUGGUUUGAAAGAAAGCUCCAGGUUAGGAAUACUCAGAGAAACUGCAACAAGCAUUUUGUAUUUUGCAAUGUCGAAGGUUUGGAUUUAUUACAUUAUUCUUUGUUUAUUUGUUAUUUGUAUACUGUAUGUUUUAUUUGUUUUGAUGCAGAUAUUUAACACCUGAAUUAAACAUUCUCUCUUAACAUAA